Molecule: messenger RNA, 462 nt
Organism: Ectocarpus sp. CCAP 1310/34
Lineage: Eukaryota; Phaeophyceae; Ectocarpales; Ectocarpaceae
Source: the annotation of a GenBank genome assembly
AUGGCGCGACUGAACCGCGGGAGAGUGUGCUACGAGCGAUAUCAGUCAUGCUCGCAUAUGACCCCCCUAGCUUUGAUUUGUGGCGUAGCUGGGGAAGAGGAUCUGUGCAUGCUGCUGUGUGUCUGCUGCUUGUACGAGUGGCGUCGGCAUCAUGAGCUACUUGCCCCGACCACGCUUGAAGGCCUGUUCCCGAACCUCAACUGCUUCGAAGCUAUCGGAGGCUUUGACUUCAAGGAGGUAUUUCGCUUCGAGAACCCGCAUUUCUUGCAGCUUCUACGAAGGCUGGAGCUUCCGGACAGCUUCGAAGUUUCGAGAGGAGGGUAUGGCGUGACGAGGGUGCCAGCUGAUGUUGCCCUCGCCCUGACACUGUGGAGGCUGUCCGCACCGACCACCUUGGUCCGGGAUAGAUUAUUCGGGGGCAUGUCCGAGACGCUGAUUUUCAUAUUUUUCGUGAAAAAGUGA